AAAUUUCAACAUGAUCAAAUUUAAACCUUCAAAAUAGAGCUUCACCCUUAAUAGAACAAUUAACUUUUUUUCAUGAUCACACCUUAAUAAUUUUAGUUAUAAUUACUAUUUUAGUUGGUUAUUUAAUAUUUAUAUUAUUUUUUAAUAAUUAUACUAAUCGAAAUUUAUUACAUGGACAAACUAUUGAAAUUAUUUGAACUAUUUUACCUGCUAUUAUUUUAUUAUUUAUUGCUUUUCCUUCUUUACGAUUAUUAUACUUAUUAGACGAAAUUAAUGAGCCUUUAGUUACAUUAAAAACAAUUGGUCAUCAAUGAUAUUGAUCAUAUGAAUAUUCUGAUUUUAUAAAUAUUGAAUUUGACUCUUAUAUAAUUCCAACAAAUGAAUUAAAUAUUAAUAAUUUUCGACUUUUAGAUGUAGAUAAUCGAGUUAUUUUACCUAUAAACUCUCAAAUUCGAAUCUUAGUAACUGCUGCAGAUGUAAUUCAUUCUUGAACAAUCCCAGCUUUUGGUGUAAAAGUUGAUGGGACUCCAGGACGUUUAAAUCAAACUAAUUUUUUUAUUAAUCGUUCUGGGCUAUUUUAUGGACAAUGUUCUGAAAUUUGUGGAGCUAAUCAUAGAUUUAUACCUAUUGUAAUUGAAAGUAUCCCAACUAAUUUUUUUAUUAAAUGAAUCAUAAAUUAUUCU
Molecule: messenger RNA, 683 nt
Organism: Teleopsis dalmanni
Lineage: Eukaryota; Metazoa; Arthropoda; Insecta; Diptera; Diopsidae
Product: cytochrome c oxidase subunit 2-like
Exons: 1
Biological process (GO): ATP synthesis coupled electron transport
Cellular component (GO): membrane
Molecular function (GO): cytochrome-c oxidase activity; copper ion binding
Source: RefSeq, a predicted model, not a curated record